Molecule: messenger RNA, 3142 nt
Organism: Eleginops maclovinus (Patagonian blennie)
Lineage: Eukaryota; Metazoa; Chordata; Actinopteri; Perciformes; Eleginopidae
Gene: ube2j1
Product: ubiquitin-conjugating enzyme E2, J1
Exons: 8
Coding region: 332-1315 (327 amino acids)
Source: RefSeq, a predicted model, not a curated record
CUGUUUACGUUUCCAACGUGACGUCACACGGAUAACGUUAAACGGACAGAUUUAAAACCGAAACAGGCGAUAACUUAAGAAACAAAUGUUUAAUAUUCUCGCAACGGCUGAUUUCUAAUAACGCCCAUCCUAGCUACAUAUCGGAACAUCGGGGCGAGUGGACGACCUCCAGUUUUAGCUGUCCUGCUUAUUUUGAGGACCGAAGGGAGUUAACCUGGCUGCUAAGUGUAGCUAACGAUAAGUAGGUAGCGUUAGCUGGGAGCUAGCUUGCAAGUCAGCAACAGAAACUCAACAUAACCAAAUCUUUGAACAGUGAUCAACAUCUACUAGUAUGGAGAAUAAAUACAACCUGAAAAGUCCAGCGGUGAAGAGGCUAAUGAAAGAGGCUGCUGAACUGAGGGAUCCCACCGAGCACUACCACGCCCAGCCACUGGAGGAUAACCUCUUCGAAUGGCACUUCUCCGUUCGCGGGCCCCCAGAUUCUGAUUUCGAUGGCGGGAUUUACCACGGCAGGAUUGUGCUUCCCCCAGAGUAUCCAAUGAAGCCCCCGAGCAUCAUCCUCCUCACGCCAAAUGGAAGAUUCGAAGUUGGGAAGAAAAUUUGUUUGAGCAUCUCUGGCCACCAUCCAGAGACAUGGCAGCCCUCUUGGAGCAUCCGUACUGCCCUAAUAGCUAUAAUCGGAUUCAUGCCAACGAAAGGAGAGGGGGCCAUAGGAUCUCUCGACUAUACUCCAGAAGAGAGGAGGGCCCUUGCCAAGAAGUCCCAGGACUUCUGCUGUGAGGCGUGUGGGGGCUCCAUGCGCUCCGCCCUCCUGGCUCUGACCCCCAACAGUGACCCCAGCGCAGAGGACGACCAGGCUAAAGAGCUGGCUCAGCAAAUCAACUUCAAGGAAGAGUCUACUUUAUCCAGACAGCCCAGUGAGAGCGGGGGUGCAGAGAAUGAGCCUUCCACGUCCUCCCAGGGAGACCCCUCCUCGUCUGCAGAGCAGCAAGACUCUGAGGGGCCCCUGGCUGAGCAGGCAGAGGUGUCUCCAGCAGCCACAGAGAUAGAGGGCCUUAACCCCCCCGCGGCUCCCAGCACCGGGCGCCCUCUCAGCCCCCGACAGCGUCGCGCCCAGCAGCACAGCCAGAGGAACCAGAGGGAGGGCAGAGAGGCCGCCAGCAGGCCGCCCUUCGCCCCGGCACCCCGCCCCCCCCAAGAGGAGAGCAACGCGGGCUCGGUGGUCCUCAUCGUGCUGCUCACUCUGGCCCUGGCUGCUCUCAUCUUCCGCAGGAUCUACCUGGCCCAAGAGUUCAAGUUCGACUACGAGCUGUGACCGCACUCGCUACCCCCCCCCCCGGUCCCACCCUGACAGAACUAUGGCCUGCUGAAAUUGAAAGUAGAGCCGCGGGUGAGGGCUGACUGUGAGUCUCUGCUGCCCCCGCUCCACCACAGAGGGUUUGGGGGGCAACUUUCAUUCCUGUCCACAACACCUCCAGGCUGUCUUUUAAUCAAUGUGAAUUCUGCUCACCCGAGUGUAAGGCAUCUCUUUUUAAGGGGAAGCUUUGUUGUGUUUGUGAUGAAUUCAGCACACACACACACACACACACACACACACACACACACACACACACACACACACACACACACACACACACACACACACACACACACACACACACACACACACACACACCACAUGUUCCAUAUGACUGUCUUGCCCCCUGGCUCCCGCUUGUCCACAUUAUUUAAUUAGAACUGUAACAUAGUAUCUCAACAGGGUUAUAGGGUUUUUGUUUUAAAGUAAUGAGCUGGCGAUGGAAGAAUCUGCAUAGAGUGUAUGUGCUAUAAUGACUUCCUGCUCAUGAGCUUUGACUUCCUGUUUGGUCAGGUCACAUCAUACAACAACCACUGCACCGGCAGUUUUGUUUGGGUGUGGUUGGUAUGGAAGUUAAACCUUAACUGUCCUGCACCUCACGUUGUGUGUGUGUGUGUGUGUGUGUGUGUGAGCAUGCCGUCACUUUUGUAAUCAGAGGCUGCAGAAUGAUCAACAUGUGUUGUGCUGGGGGGGUUUAAUAAGGUGGAGGAGAAGCUUUCCAUACAGUCUAAAGCAGCUGAGGACAGCAGAUUCUGUAAUACACUGAAAAACGUUGAUUUUAUUUAAAUGUAUUUUGUCAACAAAUUUCACAUAACUGUAUUAGGUUAGUUGAAAUCAAUUAUUUCAAGUUUAAAUUGGUUCAACUUAAUGUUUUUGCUUUCAACUUCCCUAAUGCAGUUAUGUGAAAUCUGUUGACAUUCUACAUUUAAUUCAACAUUUCAGUUUUUCAGUGUGCUGGUAAUCCUUAAUGAAUGUAAGCAGACUGCUAUACCAACAUGUGUGAUACACCAUGUUCUCUGACCUUUGUAAUGUGUGACUGCAGAGGGGGGGGGGGGCUGCUGCUGAAGGGAUGUUAUCACACUUUCUGCAAGUGAGCAGUGGAGAGUAUGCCCGUAGGUCACACUGUUUGACAUCACUAAAUGUGACCCUGUAGAGGGGUGCAGGGAUGAUGUAUUUUUGUAGGCUGACCUGAAAGCAUCCCAAGGGCCCCCUCCACACAAACCAAUGGGAUGUUUCUAUUGGAUUUGAGAAAACUGCAAAAAAGAUCUUUGCUCGUUUUGUUCAGCAGGAUGGUCUCCUCCUUUUCAUCAUUUGUGAAGCGUACAAUGCAAUCACCAGAAGUAGAAAGCUUUAAACAAAACUACAUCACGGUCACUAUGACUUCAUGUCACCACGGCUAAGUUAAAGGCGGCUAAUGUUGGGGCGAUGUAGUCUCAUUCAGCCACCGUUAGCAACCACUGUUUUUAUAACAUAGAGGUUUCAGACAUUAAUUAGUGGGGUGACAUAUUUUAUGGUGUGUAAUAAACAGUUGAAAUAUAUUUAGCUCGUGUUAGCCGCAAUUAUACAUUUUUGGGUAUUAGGACUCAUUCCUGCACCUCUCUAUUAUAGCUAGAAGAAAAAAAAGUUCAUCCAAAUGUUAUUCAUGCUUAUUUUUUAACCCCUAAUAAACUUUAAUGUUAUGUAAUAAAAAGAUAUAUUGUGUGACAGUCCUUGGAACAGCACCACCUGCAGCCCCCCAUUACAGGUAUAAUAUGUAACAUUUGAACAUUAAAAUGUCUAAAAACA